Messenger RNA from Anopheles bellator, 1540 nucleotides. RefSeq names its product sulfide:quinone oxidoreductase, mitochondrial (gene Sqor). Gene Ontology annotation, molecular function: FAD binding; sulfide:quinone oxidoreductase activity. Bases 64 to 1395 code for a protein of 443 amino acids. The transcript has 6 exons. Gene Ontology annotation, cellular component: mitochondrion. The record is from RefSeq and is a predicted model, not a curated record. Lineage: Eukaryota; Metazoa; Arthropoda; Insecta; Diptera; Culicidae.
GCACCGGUUGCUCGGACUGAAAGUUGUUCGAAGUUCUAUUGUUCCGUUCGCAACGAUUAAAACAUGAUUAGAGUUGCGUUUAAUCCACUGAAGCUCCCUACGGGACCGGUGGGUCUACUGGCGCGAAGCAUAUCGUCCAGUGGAGUUCUUCAUGAAAACCACAAGUGUAAAUUGCUGGUGGUUGGUGGCGGAGCCGGAGGAUGCUCGGUUGCGGCUAAGGCCUCCAAUAAAUUGGGCGCUGGCAAAGUCAUCAUCCUAGAACCGGCCGAUAAACAUUAUUAUCAACCGAUGUUCACUUUGAUCGGUGGCGGUAUUAAAAGCCUCAAGGAUAGCUACAGGCCGAUGAAGACCGUUCUACCAGCGCUGGCCCAAUGGAUUCAGGAUUCGGCAGCCAAGUUCGAUCCCGAAAGCAAUACCGUUGUGACGGCACAUGGCGACAAGAUCGAGUACGAGUAUUUACUGGUCGCUGUUGGGUUGCAACUGAAUUACGACUCGAUCCCGGGCCUAGUGGAGGCCCUGUCGGUGAAGGAUGGCAAAGUGUGCUCCAACUACUCUCCGAAAUAUGUUGAUCGCACGUUUCAGGCCUUGAAAAACUUUAAAUCGGGCAACGCACUGUUUACCUUUCCCAACAGCCCGGUCAAGUGCCCCGGGGCACCACAGAAAAUCUUGUACAUAGCCGAGCACUACUUGCGCAAGUCCAACAAACGUAAAAAUGCAAAUCUCUACUACAACACGUCGCUCCCGGUGCUAUUUGGCGUGAAGCAUUACGCCGACGCGCUGUGGAAGGUAGUGAAAAAGCGCAACAUAAACGUUAAUCUGCGGACAAACCUGGUCGAAGUGAAGCCCUCGUCCGAUGAGGCAGUUUUCGAAAACCUGGACAAACCGGGCGAAAGGUUUACCAUCAACUACGAGUUCCUGCACGUCACACCGCCCAUGGGCGCCCCGAAUGUGCUGAAGGCGUGCAAGAGUCUUGUGAAUGACGUAGGUUUUGUUGACGUCGCCAAAGAGACUCUGCAGCAUCAACGAUUCAGUAACGUUUUUGCGAUCGGCGACUGUUCGUCGUCACCGAAUUCGAAAACGGCUGCCUCCGUAGCUGCCCAAUCGCAAGUGGUGUACAAGAACUUGAUGGCUGUGAUGGACGGAAAAACACCCAGCCAACUGUUCGACGGAUACGCGUCGUGCCCGUUGGUCACCGGGUACAACACGUGUAUCCUUGCGGAGUUUGACUACUCGCUGACGCCCUUGGAAACGUUCCCGGUGGACCAGAGCAAGGAGCGCUACUCGAUGUACCUCAUGAAGAAGGACCUCAUGCCGCCACUCUACUGGCACAUGCUCCUGAACGGCCUGUGGAACGGGCCUCGCUUGAUGAGAAAUCUGAUGCAUAUGCGCUUAUGAGGUUCAGACCUUCCACACGAUGGAAUAACUUUCGCGAUGAACUUUCUAGCACGUGUCUUAACGUGCCCGCACGUUCGUGAAUGUGAUUAAAAAACAUCAGGUACAAUGUAUUUACUGAUUAUUUUAAACGAUUAAUACAAUAUUU